Messenger RNA from Aureobasidium musti, 1642 nucleotides. The record is from the annotation of a GenBank genome assembly. Lineage: Eukaryota; Fungi; Ascomycota; Dothideomycetes; Dothideales; Saccotheciaceae.
UCGACUCACUAUCAUGGCUGGUUCGCGAGAGCAAGCUGCUGCCAUGGAACUGGCCGGUUAUGGCUCUAAGGAGGCACCAAUCAUCGACGAUCAGGAGCUGGGAUCUGAGGGUGCUGAUCUGGCUCGUAUUGAGCGUGUCUACAAGAAGAUCGAUCGCAGAAUCAUCCCGCCAUUCUGGAUACUAUAUUUCCUCUGCUCAGCCAUCCGCUCUAAUGUUGGUCUGGCACAAACGAUGAACUCAGCACAAGGUCAUAACCUUUCAGAUGUGCUCCACCUGACACCCAAGCAAGUCUCCACCGGUCUAGCGCUCUUCUACGUGUGCUAUGUCGUUUUCGAUUGUCCUUCAAACCUUAUCAUGUCGAAGUUGAGCCCGCACGUAUGGAUGAGCAGAAUCGUGCUAAGUGUUGGUAUCAUUGGCACAUGCAUGACAGCUAUGAAGGCAGCUUGGAGUCUGUACCUGCUCCGACUGUUGUUGGGCAUUGUUAUUGCUGGCAUGUGGCCUGGCAUGACCUACUACCUCAGUCUUUACUACCCGCCUUCACGCUGCGCGAGACGCAUUGGACACUACUAUACUGCAGCACAACUCUCCGCCGCAGUCGUUGGUCUUGUUAGUGCUGGGUUCCAGAAGAUGGAUGGUCUUGGUGGUCUUGUCGGCUUCCAGUGGAUGUUCCUCAUCUAUGGUUUAUUGGCAGUCAUCCUUGGCAUUGUGCUACUAUGGUGGUUGCCCGAUCGUCCUCACCCGCCUGGUGAGAAGAUUGAGCAACCUGUUGGCUGGAGACGACUUUUGCCAAGAAGCCCACCCGUACUUACAGGAGAAGACGCCCGUAUCCAUUACGAAGAGCUGACGAGAGUGUAUCAUCGCCCUGCAUGGGGUUGGAAAGACCUGGGUCGUGUGCUCAUCGACUGGCGUCUCUGGCCAUUGGUAAUCAUGUACUUUGGUGUCGUAGGCGUUGCCUAUCAGNGUAUUGGUGUUCAAAGUUACGGUACCGUCAUCAUCCAUGCCAUCAACCCUAGUCUCAGCAGUAUCAACCUGUCGCUGCUCUUCGCACCCAUCUGGAUUAUGGAUCUGAUCGCCAUCCUUCUCAUCACGCCUCUCAGCGAUCGCUUCCACACUCACCGCCACCUCAUCUUCAGUCUGUCCUGUCUCGUCAUCCUAGCUGGUCUUCUCACCACCACUUUCGCUGGCGGCAACGACAGCUGGUCGAGAUACGGCGGUCUCCUAAUCAUCGGCUUUGGUCUCGGUCCUACUGUUCCUACUAUUAUGGCUAUGAGCACUUCCGUUUUCCAGCCGCGUCACGGCGAGGUCGGUAUCGCUGCAGCUUCGGCUCUCGUGUCUGGUCUUGGUAACCUCGGCUCCAUCCUGACUACCUAUGCAUUAUACUCUGGUUGGCCUGAAGACGCAAGAGGUCCUCACAAGUACAGAAAGAGCAAUUUGGUCAUGGUAGGCAUGGUUUGCGCUAGUAUCGUGGCCAGUGGUGUGAUGGUCUUGUUGCUUAGAUGGACCAGGACAGAGGGUGCGCAAGCCAUCGAGGAUGCUGUCGAGAACAAGGACGUUAUGGCUGAUGGAGCUGCCAAGAGAGAGUUGCGAGAGAUCAGGGCGCAGCAGCAAGGAUUUGGUCUGAACAGACUCAAAGUACACAGA